CCAAGCUUCCGUUGAAUAAUAUACUUCUCAAGAAAGCCACAGCCUCUCUCUCUCUCCCUCUCUCUCUCUCCCCCCCUUCUUAUCCUCAAUGACAGAGCUAUCAUCUGCGAUCCCAAUUGCAAAUAGCCAGGAUUCAGAACCGAGAGAAUUGGAUCGGUCGACCCCAUUAAGGGGCACUACCCCCAGCCAAAGCUUGACGAGCCAGAGGCCAUUGGUGAUCGACAAGACCCUGUCGACUGCGGCGAACCUCGCGCAGCUCCUGCCGACAGGCACCGUCCUCGCCUUCCAAGCUCUCUCCCCUUCCUUCUCCAACCACGGCAUCUGCUACGCUUCCAACAAGUACAUCACCUUGUCGUUACUUCUCAUUUGCACCAUCUCUUGUAUCUUCUUCUCCUUCACCGAUAGUUUCAAAGGGACCAACGGAAAGUUGUACUAUGGCAUGGCCACGUGCAAAAGCUUCAUUGUUUUCAAUUACCAGCCCUCUGAUGGGGAUCGAAGCAAGGUAUUGGAGGACUUGUUGAGGUUUCGGAUACGGUGGUUGGACUACGUCCAUGCCUUCUUCUCGGUGCUGGUGUUCUUGGCUCUAACCUUUAGUGAUACCAAUAUACAACACUGCUUCUUUCCGGAUUCUGGGUCAAACUCGAAGCAGAUCCUCCAGAAUUUGCCGCUUGGGGCCGGGUUCUUGUCGAGCAUGGUGUUUUUGAUCUUUCCAACCACCCGGCAGGGGAUUGGAUAUUCGGAUACAACGCCUCAUUCACUGUAAGCUAGCUGUUUUGGUUAUUAUGUUCGGAUUCUUUUUCUAGUAGAUGUUGUGAAACGUAAAGGCUUAACAAUAAGAUUAGCCUAUAUAUAUUUUCUUAGGAGGACUGUAUCAACAAGUAUAUGCGCUUUAAAUGGGUAUAUUAUCCAAUAA
Molecule: messenger RNA, 913 nt
Organism: Phoenix dactylifera (date palm)
Lineage: Eukaryota; Viridiplantae; Streptophyta; Magnoliopsida; Arecales; Arecaceae
Source: RefSeq, a predicted model, not a curated record